Molecule: messenger RNA, 1527 nt
Organism: Triplophysa rosa
Lineage: Eukaryota; Metazoa; Chordata; Actinopteri; Cypriniformes; Nemacheilidae
Product: E3 SUMO-protein ligase ZBED1-like
Exons: 2
Coding region: 618-1130 (170 amino acids)
Molecular function (GO): protein dimerization activity
Source: RefSeq, a predicted model, not a curated record
GAACUACUUUUUGAUGUUUUCUUACACUGUCAGCAAAUUUGCUUUGAUUGUGUUGUGAAGAUCAUAUUGAUGAUGCUAAAUAAUAAUAGUAUUUAUUGUAAUCUUAUAGAAUGCAAUGAAGGAUUCCAGGAUCGACCGUGCAAUGGGGGUCUGCAAGAAGCUCAUCAGCAGCUUUUCCUAUAGUUGGAAAAAAAGAGGGACCUUGCAGAGGCACAGAAGCUGCUGAAUCUGCCUGCACACUCCCUUAAAACGGAAUGUCCAACUAGAUGGGGAUCUAGGCAGGCCAUGAUCGACAGAGUCCUUGAGCAGCAGAAUGCUAUCGCCCAGGUCCUUUCUAGCGACCGAAAGUUCAGACAUCUUACACCCUCUUGGCAGGACAUUGGUGUACUGGAGGCCAUCAAAAAGUGUCUUAUCCCUCUGGUUGAAUUCACUGACGCACUUUCUGGAGAGAAAUAUAUAUAUGUGUGUCUUUUCUGAAACCAACCCUCCACCUCUUCAACAAUUCAGUAUUGGAAGUGCAGGAGGACGACACAGAGCUUGCUAAAAGCAUCAAACAGAAGAUAGUAGACUACCUCAAUGACAAAUACAGUGACCCAGCAACACAAGAGCUUCUCGACAUGGCCUCUGCCCUGGACCCAAGGUUCAAGCUAAAAUAUGUCAGUGAAGACAACCGAGGGUCUAUUGAAGACAAACUGACAGCGGAGAUGAAGAGUUUGAUAAAUGAAAUGAAGAAUGCCCCUCUUGAGACAGCAGCAAUGGCUCCUGAUGUUACAGAGGAUGCUGCUGCUCCAAAGAAAAAGAAGAAGGGACUGGGCAGCUUCUUCAAGGUCACCACAGACAAAACUGCAGGACCUCUUCUCCAACAGGAUCAUGCCAUUGCUCUUGAGCUACAGUUGUAUCUGCAGACAGAGACACUGGAUGCUGAGGAAGACCCACUGAAGUGGUGGAGAGAAUCUCAGAGGUUCUUCCCACGGCUUUCCAACCUGGCGAGGAAAUAUCUGUGUAUUCCAGCCACAAGUUUUUCUUCAGAGAGGGUCUUUAGCACUGGUGGAAAUAUUGUAUCCUGCUCGCGUUCAUCUCUGAAACCAGAUCAUGUAGACAGGCUGGUCUUUCUGGCUAAAAACCUUUAAGUGUUGUUUAUAUUUGUUAGUCUGACUCAUGUUAAACUUGUUUUAUGUUCGUUCUAAGCCAUUAUGGUGGGCCAGCCUUAAAUUGGAUUGAGUUACUGACUGGAAUUUGUUUGUUGAUUAUGUAAAAAGUUUUGAAAACCAGAUUAGGAUUUUUUCAGUUUGUUAUGGCACAUAUGCGAGCAAACGUAUUUAUACUUAUUUCAAUUUUUUUAUCUGUUACUAUAUAAAAGUGUUAUUUGUGUUUUUUGUGCUCUUUAUACAAUUAAUAUAUUAUGCAAGGAGAAUUCACUGUUUUGUUCAAUAAAUGCAACAUAUUUCCAAAAUCAAUGAGUAUUCAUAUAAAACAAUCGGGAUUUCAAUUAUGACCAAAAUAAUCGUGAUUAUGAUUUUCCCCAUA